GGUAUGUGGCUGUUAUCUAUAAAUUGUCCUCACGUUCACAAACAUUUUUGUUAUCGUCAGUGAACUUCAGACUGUUGGAUUUAUAUUUAUGACAAUCUGGCCGCCCCCCCGUUAUACCCCCGUUGUAACUAGCGGCGCGUCGCCACUCAUCAGUUUUACCGGCUUUCUCCCGCUGUGAACAUCAAGAUGAACAAGUUAUCUGUUAUUACGAGAGCCUUUUCUAGCUCCUCCUCUUUAAAUGCGGUGAAAACGGUCACCGUCGUCGGCGGAGGGUUGAUGGGCUCGGGUAUUGCUCAGGUUGCAGCUCAAGCAGGGCAGAAUGUCACCAUAGUGGACCUAAAACCAGAGCUACUGGAGAAGGCUCAGAAGUCCAUUCAGCAGAACCUUACCCGAGUUGCCAAGAAAGUCCACAAGAAUGAUGCAGCUAAAGUGGAAGCAUUUGUCCAGGAUGCUGCCGGCAGAAUUAAGGUGUCCACAAAGGUCGAGGAUGGCGUGAACGCCGACCUGAUUAUCGAGGCUAUUGUGGAAAAGCUGGAUGUCAAGCAGGAACUCUUCAAUAAGCUGGACUUGUUGGCGCCCGAACACACAAUCCUGGCCAGUAACACCUCUUCGAUAUCAAUCAAUGCUAUCGGUGCAGGCAUUAAGAGGAAAGAUAGAUUCGGCGGUCUCCACUUCUUCAACCCCGUCCCAAUAAUGCGCCUUCUAGAGGUCAUCAAAGGCGAUCACAUCUCGGAGCAGACCUACCAGACCAUGAUGGAGUGGGGCAAGUCCAUCGGCAAGACCUGCAUCACCUGCAAGGACACGCCUGGCUUCGUGGUCAACAGGCUGCUUGGACCCUACAGCGCUGAGGCGCUGAGGAUGUAUGAAAGAGGUGACGCCACAGCCGAAGACAUAGACAAGGGCAUGAAACUCGGCUGCGGCUACCCUAUGGGCCCUCUCGAGCUCUCCGACUACACCGGCUUGGAUACCAAGAAGGCCAUACUAGCGGUCAUGUUGGAGGCGACCGGUGAUCCCAUAUUUAGGCCCAUACCAGUGUUGGACCGGCUGGUGGAACAAGGCAAGUUUGGUCGGAAAACUGGAGAAGGGAUUUAUAAAUAUGAGCAGUAGACUACCCGAUGGACCCCCUCUAGCUCUCCGACUAUACAGGCUUGGAUACCAAGAAGGCCAUACUCAUGCGGCCACAGGCCAUUUUAGUGGUCAUGUUUGAGGCGACCGGUGCUCACAUAUUUAGGUAGAUACCAGUGUUGGACCGGCUGGUGGAACAAGGCAAGUUUGGUCGGAAAACUGGAGAGGGGAUUUAUAAAUAUGAGCAGUAGACUACCCGAUGGGUCCUCUCGAGCUCUCCGACUACACUGGCUUGGAUACCAAGAAGGCUAUACUAGCGGUCAUGCAGGCAACCGGUGAUCCCAUAUUUAGGCCAAUACCAGUGUUUGACCGGCUGGUGGAACAGGACAAGUUUGGUCGGAAAACUGGGGAGGGGAGCAAUAAAUAUGAAAAGUAUAGUCUAAACUAACUUUGCACUGACUUGAAAUCAAAGUGUGGGAGGGACAUUAUAAACGUCAUAUUUUAUAGACAUUUGACAUUAAUGAUGACAUUCCACACUUUGUAGUGACAAAGUGCAAAGUUCAGAGUUAGCUUGGUCUGAUUCUAGAACGUUAAAAAAUCUGAACAGGAUGCCUAGCCAAGGUGACAAUCUUUUGCGCUACGCCAGCGAAACGCUUGUGUGUCUCUAUCACUUCUAUAUUAGUGCGACAGUGAUAGUUGCGUUUCGUUCGCUACGGAGUGUAAACGACUGGCAUGUUGGCUACGCACGCAAACUGUAAUUAUUGUUACAUGUUAUAUUAAUUUCUAGUCUAGUUUUGGACAAAUUGGUGAAGGGGGGAAAAUGGGGGAGGGUAUUCAUAAGUUACGUUCAAAGGGUAUGUUCGUAAGUAGUUAUAAAGUUAAAAUUGAUCGCUCAAAAUUAUAUAAUCAUUUUUUGUUUGUUUUUUUUUUUGCUUAGUCGGUAGAAUGGAUUUAAAUUUCUUGUAAAAUAAUUGAAAAGGCCAAGAAUUGUUUUUCAGUUGUAAUCUCGUUGGAUAAAAUAUUGAUUGUAUUCCUAAAUAAUGUUUAUUAUAAUAUGAAUUCAAUAGUCAUUGUUAUGUGUUAUUUAUGUUGCUUAAUUACUGUAAUCCCGAAUUGUUAUUUUAGAAAUUUUCCCACAGUUUUGUUGCUAAUAAAUACUUACAAAUGUUAAA
Cydia pomonella (codling moth) is the source of this 2237-nucleotide messenger RNA. Its product is annotated as probable 3-hydroxyacyl-CoA dehydrogenase B0272.3. Gene Ontology annotation, biological process: fatty acid beta-oxidation. Lineage: Eukaryota; Metazoa; Arthropoda; Insecta; Lepidoptera; Tortricidae. Gene Ontology annotation, molecular function: NAD+ binding; (3S)-3-hydroxyacyl-CoA dehydrogenase (NAD+) activity. Bases 187 to 1107 code for a protein of 306 amino acids. The record is from RefSeq and is a predicted model, not a curated record. The transcript has 6 exons. Gene Ontology annotation, cellular component: mitochondrion.